CUCCGACCGGGUGCACGGCCUUUGAAGGUUCAAUGGGUUUCGAUCAUGAUAUAUAUGAUGGAAUGACACUGGCCGGGUUCGCCUGGUGGUGUUGUCAUUUCUCUAUACUACCUGGGCUGUCGCAUAACCCCAGCUUUCUCUAUCCCUCAGCGACUCAUCAUGUCGACGCCAGAGCUUCGCGAAGAGCCCAUCGAGGUGAAUGUUCCCAUCUCCAGGCCAACUACUCGAACUUCGAGUACCUCUACGGCCCAGGACAAUUACCGCCAACCCAACGAAAAAGUCAACACCGACCCCGAGAAACAAGUCCAAGGUCAACAACAUCACUCACAAAAAGAGCACGUUCCUCAUUGGAGACUCGUCGCCAGCCAGAGUCUCAUCACCGAUGCUGUAGCCAACCAUCCAUACAAUGGCGCCGGUACUGAGGAUGAUCCCUACAUCGUCGAGUUCAUCCCCAAUGAUCCCCGCAACCCGAUGGAGUUCUCACAGGCCAAGAAAUGGUUCAUCACCCUCACUGUCGCCAUCGCAACGCUCGCCGUAGCCUUUGUCUCUUCAGCCUACACGGGCGGAGCAGAUCAGGUCAUUGCCACUUUCGGCGUCAGUGAAGAGGUCUACACCUUGGGCGUUUCCUUAUUUGUUCUGGGUUUCGCUGUGGGACCCCUACUAUGGGCCCCAUUAAGUGAACUGUACGGUCGACAGGUACUCUUCUUUGGAACUUAUGCAGUCCUUACUGCCUUCAAUGCGGGCGCCGCUGGGGCCAAUUCUAUGGCUACUCUGAUCGUGCUGAGAUUCUUUGCCGGCACAUUUGGAUCUUCGCCUCUCACCAAUGCUGGUGGUGUUAUUGCCGACAUGUUCCCUGCUACUCAAAGAGGAUUGGGUAUGUCUAUCUUCGCCGCUGCGCCGUUCUUAGGUCCUGUCAUUGGUCCGAUUGUAGGAGGAUUCGUCGGCGAAACGAUUGGUUGGAGGUGGAAUGAAGGAGUCAUGGCUUGCUUUACAGGACUUGUCUGGAUCUUUGGUGCCUUGACCAUCCCCGAGACCUAUUCACCUGUCAUUCUGUCAAGACGAGCGAAGAUCCUGUCCAAGAAAACCGGAAAGGUUUACAUUUCAGUGCUUGAGAGACGGCAGGGCAAGACGACGCCCAAGGCUGCGUUCCAGAAGUCAUUGGCUCGACCGUGGGCUUUACUGUUCCUGGAACCCAUUGUCCUGCUCAUCAGUAUCUACAUGGCCAUCAUCUACGGAACACUUUAUCUAUGUUUUGGAGCUUUUCCUAUUGUCUAUCAACAAGGUCGUGGCUGGUCACCGGGCAUCGGAGGUCUCGCUUUCCUCGGAGUUGCGGUCGGAAUGCUCAUUGGUGUUGGGUACAGUAUCUGGGACAACAAACGCUAUGCAAGAAUCGAAGAUGAGCACGAUGGAGAUGCUCCUCCCGAAGCGCGACUUCCUCCGGCAAUGAUUGGUGCCAUUGCUUUGCCCAUCGGCUUGUUUUGGUUUGCCUGGACAAAUUCACCUUCAAUACACUGGAUCGUUAGUAUUAUUGCGACCGCACCUUUCGGUUUCGGCAUGGUGCUGGUCUUUUUGGGUUGCAUGAACUAUCUCAUCGACGCGUACACCAUCUAUGCUGCUUCGGUCCUCGCAGCAAACUCGGUUCUGCGAUCCAUUUUCGGCGCAGUCUUUCCUCUUUUCACAACAUAUAUGUUCAACAGCUUGGGCAUACAUUGGGCAUCUUCGAUACCAGCCUUUCUCGCUUUAGCCUGCACGCCGUUCCCUUUCGUUUUCUACAAGUACGGCGAGACCAUCCGACUGAAGUGCAAGUAUGCAGCUCAGGCUCACGAAAUCAUGGUGCAAAUGCGCGCUCAACAGAAGCAGCUUCAAGAAGAGGAACAUGAGGAGGGGCAGGAGGAAGAGGAAGAAGAAAUCGAAGAGGAGAGCAGACCCGGACGGCUCGGAGUCAGUCGUGCCACCAGCCAUGCUAGCAGAGCCACCAGAGCCAGCAGGCCUAGUAUGACGCGGGUGAGUACUCGUGCUUCACGUGCUGACAGUCGAGCACGCCGUGAAGAGUUUGGAAGAGUGUACAGUCAUGCCAGUCAUCAUCACUUCUAAGUUGUGUCUUUUUAUGUGGACAGGGGAUG
Molecule: messenger RNA, 2123 nt
Organism: Exophiala viscosa
Lineage: Eukaryota; Fungi; Ascomycota; Eurotiomycetes; Chaetothyriales; Herpotrichiellaceae
Product: MFS transporter
Exons: 2
Coding region: 160-2094 (644 amino acids)
Biological process (GO): transmembrane transport
Cellular component (GO): plasma membrane
Molecular function (GO): transmembrane transporter activity
Source: RefSeq, a predicted model, not a curated record